Spodoptera frugiperda (fall armyworm) is the source of this 517-nucleotide messenger RNA. It is a transcript of the gene Dpm3, whose product is annotated as dolichol-phosphate mannosyltransferase subunit 3. The record is from RefSeq and is a predicted model, not a curated record. Gene Ontology annotation, cellular component: dolichol-phosphate-mannose synthase complex; endoplasmic reticulum membrane. Lineage: Eukaryota; Metazoa; Arthropoda; Insecta; Lepidoptera; Noctuidae. Gene Ontology annotation, biological process: GPI anchor biosynthetic process. Bases 172 to 450 code for a protein of 92 amino acids. The transcript is spliced from 2 exons.
CUGUCACUGUCAGUUGCUGUAUAAAUUUGUCAUAUCGCACAGUGGUGAUGUGUUUUGGGUUUGCCGAUUAUAUUUCUUUAGCAAAUAAAUACCUCGUAUUACACAAUAAGUCCUGAAAUAAUCAGGGAACUGAAUAAUUUACGAGUGCAAUAAAUACUUUUAUUCAGAACAAUGACGAAGUUACUCGAGUGGGUUUCGGUGCUUUCGGCGUUCGUCGCAGUAUGGUAUUCUUUAGUCGCUGGUUACGUUAAGCAUCCAAUGAUUGAGAAAAACAUGACAUUGGUAAUUGUAUCCCCUUUAAUAUUCGUGAUACUUUUUGGAUUGUACGCGGUAUCUGUGAUCCUAUAUCGAGUAUUCACGUUCAAUAACUGUGAAGAUGCAGCCAAGGAAUUGCAGGAAGAAAUAAAAGAGGCUAGACGAGACUUACAGGAAAAGGGUCUCAGGUGGUGAUCAUUCAUUCCGAUUUAGACAUAACUAAGUAACAUUUUUUACUGUAAUUAUAUUCUGUUUAUUUAAA